Messenger RNA from Miscanthus lutarioriparius, 1551 nucleotides. The record is from the annotation of a GenBank genome assembly. NCBI's taxonomy places the organism in Eukaryota, Viridiplantae, Streptophyta, Magnoliopsida, Poales, Poaceae.
AUGGAUGGUAGGAGGACAAUUUUAAUGGGACGUUAUGAAAUCGGUAAACAGCUGGGACAAGGAACCUUUGCAAAGGUCUUUUAUGCUCGUAAUCUUACUACUAGCCAAGCUGUUGCCAUAAAGAUGAUUAACAAGGACAAGGUUAUGAAGGUUGGGCUCAUGGAGCAGAUAAAGAGGGAGAUUUCAAUAAUGAGGUUAGUGAAGCAUCCAAAUGUUCUUCAGCUUUUUGAGGUUAUGGCUAGCAAGAGCAAGAUUUAUUUUGUUUUGGAGUAUGCUAAAGGUGGUGAGCUUUUCAACAAAAUUGCUAAGGGGGGAAAGCUCAGUGAGGAUGCUGCGAGGAAAUAUUUCCACCAAUUGAUCAGUGCUGUUGAUUAUUGCCACAGUCGAGGUGUCUAUCACCGUGACUUGAAGCCCGAAAACCUUCUACUUGAUGAGAACGAAAACCUUAAAGUCUCAGAUUUUGGUCUGAGUGCUCUAGCUGAGUCCAAGAGGCAAGAUGGUCUCCUGCAUACCACAUGUGGAACUCCAGCUUAUGUUGCUCCUGAAGUUCUGAGCAGAAAAGGUUAUGAUGGUGCAAAGGCAGAUAUAUGGUCUUGUGGAGUAAUUCUUUUUGUGCUUGUGGCUGGUUACCUUCCUUUCCAUGACACAAAUUUGAUAGAGAUGUACAGGAAAAUUUCCAGAGCCGAGUUUAGAUGCCCUCGUAUUUUCUCAACUGAGCUGAAGGAUCUGCUAUAUAAAAUCCUCGAUCCAGAUCCUAGCACUAGAAUUUCUAUCGCGAGGAUAAAGAGGAGUGCUUGGUACAGAAAACCGGUUGAAGUACAUGCAAAGAAAAAUGAGGCCCAAACAAGUGAGAAUACUUGUACAGGUGAAGGUCCAACUUCUGGCUCAACAGAGUGCAGUACGUCCGAAGGAAAUCAAGGGCCAUUAAGCCUUCCAAACUUGAAUGCAUUUGACAUCAUCUCUCUCUCAACAGGUUUUAAUCUCUCUGGGUUUUUUGAGGAUAAGUAUGGUCGCAGGGAAGAGAGAUUUACUACCAGGCAACCUGUAACAACAGUAUUUACAAAGCUGAAGGAGCUCUCCAAACGCUUAAAGCUAAAGGUCAAGAAGAAAGAAAAUGGGAUCUUGAAGUUGGCAGCUCCAAAGGAAGGAAAGAAGGGUGUGCUUGAGCUUGAUGCAGAGAUUUUUGAGGUUGCCCCUUCUUUGCUCUUAGUUGAGUUGAAGAAGACCAACGGGGACACGAUGGAGUAUCAAAAGCUAGUGAAAGAGGAGAUAAAGCCAGCACUGAAGGAUAUUGUUUGGGUUUGGCAAGAUGAUCAACACCAGCACUCGCAACCACCACAGUCUCUAUUGUCACCACCGCAGCCACAGGAUGAGUUGCGACCAUCGGUGCCUCAGCAAGAGGGGCAAGACUUGUUAGAAGCCCCAUUGCCAUCACUACCGCUUGACCAGUUGAAAUCACCAACUGCCCUAGAGCAAGCAGAGCAGCUGCCACAAAAAGAACAGUUGGAACAGUUGCAAACGCCAAUUGCUCCAGAGGAACACAAUAACUAG